Molecule: messenger RNA, 2587 nt
Organism: Botrytis cinerea B05.10
Lineage: Eukaryota; Fungi; Ascomycota; Leotiomycetes; Helotiales; Sclerotiniaceae
Exons: 5
Coding region: 723-2411 (562 amino acids)
Cellular component (GO): membrane
Molecular function (GO): sucrose:proton symporter activity
Source: RefSeq, a predicted model, not a curated record
GGAAGAGGUGCUUCGAUGCGAUGAGUCGAUAGUGUACAGCUUUUGCACGAACGGUAAUGUAUGAGUCUGACUCACGGAUGAGGACAGUUCGAUUGUUCGAGUCGCGGUCGUUGUUUCCGUCGACUUGAGAGGUCUCUCGAUCUGCUGGCGCAGAGAUGAUGCUGCUGGGCCACCAAAGUUUACGCUCCGUGGCCAGCAUAUAUUCAGGACUAUUUCACAAAGGUUCGAUCAGAAAGCUCACGAAAUCAGCCUGCCGUUGACAUUUUAUAUUCUGAACUUUAUAUCUUCAUUUACAAGGGUGACCUCACAAGAUUACUAUACACAGGCACAUGGGCCAUGUUCAAAUAGGAAGGUCGCAGGAAUAUUAAUUGCUCCUUCAGGCAAACAGCUUGCCAUUGAAAUGUCCACAUCAUGGAGCACAACAGCCUUCAGCGAUCCACAGGUUCGCAAAUGGGAUUUGGUACGCACCAAUCGUACAUACGAGUGUACAUGCAUGCGCACUUGCAUGUACAGCCAACCAACUGAGGGGAACGUCAGCACGACAAUCCUUCCUCGCCCCAUCUUCUGUUUGUAUUGUAUUUUGACCUUUGUUGGUUUUUUGUGUUGAGCUUUCAAAUGUGAUUUUGUGUUGAAGAAAUAUAGUACGGCGUUGGCUGUCUACAUUCCUAGCAUUCGUCUUUUUGUGGUUGCCCUGCGCAGUGUACAGCCUGUUUCGCGACAAGAUGUUACGAGCGGACGCAGAGGUGGAGGAUGGCUUACGAGCUGAGGAUAGAUUGGAUGAAUUGGAUUACAUGGACGACGAAUUUCUUGAAGACAGCGAGACUUCUCUACUACGAGAGUCAGAUGCGGAAGAGAAAGAUGCGAUAGAAGUGGGGAAUUUAUAUUUGAUAUGUCUGGCCAUCAGCACUGGAGGCCUUCAAGUAAUAUGGACGGCCAUUAUGUCUCAAGGCUCUCCUUACUUGGUCUCGCUCUCGGUUCCCAGCUACCUCAUAUCCCUAGUUUGGCUUGCUGGUCCCCUCUCUGGUGCAAUCGUUCAACCAUAUAUCGGCAUUCUAUCUGAUCGCUCUCAACACUAUCUCGGCCGUCGUAGACCAUUUAUUAUCAUUGGUAGCAUCGCAACCAUUGUCUGUAUCCUCGCACUUCCUUGGACAACCGACCUGAUAUCAUACCUCUUUGCCUUAUUUGGAAGCUCCCCCGUUGGUCGCAGCGCAAUGAUAUGUAAAGGUUCUACAGCAGCUGUUUGGAUAUGGGCUUUGAAUAUUGCAAUUCAACCCGUGCAAGGGGGACUCAGGGCAAUCAUCGUGGACUGUGUUCCACCGAAACAACAAGUAAGAGCUUGCGGUUAUGCGAGUGCUGCUGCGGGAAUUGGUUCAAUUCUAGGGUACACUGCCGGCUAUGUUUCUCUGCCGAGAUAUUUACCAUGGCUUGGCGAUACUCAGUUAAAAGGGCUCUGUCUAAUUGCUUCCGUGGCAUUGGGUUCAACUGUUGCGGUGACCUGCUUCACGGUGAAAGAAAAACGUUUUGUUGAUUUGGAUGCAAGUCCGAAAACCCCGAGUUUCGCGGAGAAUUUCCGUCAGAUAUUUAGCAGCAUGAAAACUUGUCCGAGGGAAAUUAGGAAGGUUUGCAUGGUUCAAUUUUUUGCUUGGAUAGGCUGGUUUCCGUUUUUAUUUUAUAUAACCUCAUACUUAGGUGGUCUUUAUGAAGCAGAAUAUACUUCUAUAUCCAAAAAGGCAAACCCUCCUCUCACGUUUCCUACCACAUCACCUCUUACUGCAUCACCUCAUUCCAUUCGCCAUGCAACAUUCAUCAUGAUUCUCUUCGCCCUUGUCGCACUCAUCUCGAAUCUGACACUUCCUUUGCUCAUCCCGUCAUCCUCCAUCAAUUCUAAAGAUCGGAAGCCCACUAUCAUCUCCCGCUUCCACAUCAAAUUUCUCACCCUUCCCCACGUCUGGACACUAUCUCACAUCCUCACCACCCUUCUCACCAUAUCUACCUUAUUGACAUCGAGCUUUGUCUCUACCUCAAUCCUUGUCAUCUUCCUUGGUAUCUCAUGGGCCACUACUGCUUGGAUUCCUCUCGCCCUCAUCUCUACCGAAAUCUCGCAAUCCCAAUCCCAAUCCCAACGCCAUUCCACUACUUCCAAUCAUUCCAUUCCCCUUUCCCUAAUCGCUUCACCUGCCUCUCCAACCCACAAAAGAAAUCGAAACCAGGAGCCGUUACAAGCAGGCACAAUAAUGGGUCUCUACAACAUGGCAAUUGCUUUGCCGCAGAUUAUUGCUGCGUUACAUGGGAGUCUAGUAUUUUGGGCGUUAGGAGAAGUUGGGGUUGUGGGGACAGAAGCAAUGGGCUGGGUCAUUAGGUUGGGAUGUUUGGGGAGUAUUUUUGCUGCUUGGUUAGCGGAUUCAUUAUGAAUUACGCAGUUAUGAAUAGAUGGGGACAUUCUUGCGAUGGGCGGUGUUCAGGUUCUUAGGCGUUUUGGGAUAAAACUUCGAUUUAGUGAUACAUCAUUGACGAUAUAUCGCGUUGGUAUCAGGCUUUUAGUGUAGUAGAUAUAACAAUCCAUACACUUCAAAUCUUACUCUUAUCA